CCCGCUCGGUCCGGCAUCUCCAAUAUGGCGGCGUCCUGCGGCUCCUCGCAGCUCCCGGCCGCCGAGCCGCCGCUGAAGAUCCCCAAGAUGGAGGUGCUGUCGCCGGGCUCGCCGGGGGCGCUGAGCGACGGCAACCCCAGCCUCUCCGACCCCUCCACCCCCAGCGGCGCGUCUCCCCUCGGCCCGGGGCCGGCGGCCGGCGGGGCCGGGCUGGGGGGCGGCGGCGGCGGGGCGGGGGGCCGCGGCGGGGCCUCGCCCUCCGUCUCCUUCUCCCCGGGCGGCGCCGCCGCUGCCGCCGCCGCCGCGGCUUGCCGGGGGAUGUCCUGGACGCCGGCGGAGACCAACGCGCUGAUCGCCGUCUGGGGCAACGAGCGGCUGGUGGAGGCGCGGUACCAGCAGCUGGAGGGCGCCGGCACCGUCUUCGGCAGCAAGGCCCCCGGGCCCGCCAUGUACGAGCGCGUCUCCCGCGCCCUGGCCGAGCUGGGCUACGAGCGCACCCCCUCCCAGUGCCGGGAGCGCAUCAAGAAUUCCAGGUGGAAUUGGCUGCUCGGCUCUUUCAUGCUCAACUGAGAGCUCCUGGGCGUGAAGGGGUCGGUGCCUGAAGUCACCUUUAAGACGGAGCAGGACGGCUCAAGCACACUGUUGGAACAAGGGGAGGUCAGAGGCACGUCGUCGUCCUCUGCUGUCGGCUCUCUGAGCUGAAAGCAAAGCUGGGGAAAUAGUGAUGGAGUGCUUAGCUCCAUCUUCCAUUUGUUAUCUGUAACGCUCUGUUUCCGUGAUUUUAUUUACUUUGACUCCAUGCCUAUUAAGGGAGAGCAGCAUGAGGAUUUACUGAUGUAUUAUAAAUGUAAAUCGUGCUUAAAACAUAUUGGAGUCAACUUAUUUUAUAAAUGCGUUUUAGAUAAGAACUGGAUAUUGGCUUUCUUCGGGACACCUGCCUUCCCUGGACUCUGCCAAAUCUUGAAGAGCGAGUUAGAAAUGAACUGGGAAGGAAAAAAGCUCCAAAGAAGAAAGUUUUCCAGUUGUGUCGCGUAGAUGCAUUCUCUCCUAAUUCAAACAGGAUGCAAAGUAAGGUCCCAGUUCAGAUUUUCGACUGUGUCUCAACAUCUGCAUGUGCUUUUCCUCACAUAAGCGGCGCUGGCCUGCGAGCUGGGAACAAGGCCGCUGUUGGGUUUGAGCCACUCUGGAAGUGUCUGUUUCAAAUUUAGGGGUUUCACGUGUAACCGUUCCAGCAGCUUUUCCUGGUUUCUUCCUUCGGAAAGAGGCUUUGAGUCCGACUUUGUGCCUCUGAGGUCAGUGGAUUGGUGAGUUUGGCAAUCGGGAGGUGCAGGAGGAUUGAAACAUCUCGAUUUCUGCCUUCUGGGUUCCUGGAAAAGCUGCCUUGUGCUCUGUAGCUUCCUCAUCCUGUUGUAUCCUUAAUCCUUCCUUGUUUAGUAACAUAUUCUGACCAUCCCUAUGACGCGUAGCUCUUGUUCAAGAGUCGUUUACCAAAGUGCACGUGCUUCUCAUCCGGACCUCCUCCUAAAUCUGUUCCUGGUCAAGGAUUCAGCCUAAACUGUGUAUCCCAAAACUCGUCACCCCUCGCCAGCCCGUGGAGCCUGUAAGUUUUAAGGUUUGACCUUAGCGCUGGUGUUUUAAGGCAGGUGAUAGAAUAGUUGGCAAAACCCUUUCCAGCUUUGCGCACUGAUUUUGAGCCCUUCGCCUGGCAGUGCUGUUUCAGCCAGAGAGCAGGAGGUUAGCCGUUACCUCAAGUGCUUUUAACCGCAGAAGGUGAGCCAUCGCCUCGUGCUGUGGUGUUGCCGCGUGAAGGCCAAAAGCUGACGUACCCAGCGUGUGUUCUUUGAGGUCACUUUCCGUCAGGUGAUAUGCUGGGACAUCGUUUCAUCCUCUUCCAGCCUUCCCGUGUGGCUGCAACGAUCGGGGGAUGCUCUGAGAAAAGAGCUCGGGUUUUACAGUUGCCGCUGACCGGUGCAGAGCUGUGCAUAAUUUUCAGGCAAUAAAGGAGUGUUCUUGAAAUAACUUGCUCCAGGUGUCGUUUGCUUUUUCAAUACUGGAUCUUGUGCAUUUUUUUUUAAAUCGGCAGAAAAAUUUCUGCUUCUGUUGCAUCUUUCUUCAUCGAAGGUGGAAACAAAGACUCGCUCUCCUGACAGCACUUUGCUUAGCUGAGCUGCAAGAGGGUUUUGGUGCUAGAAAUUCACCGGCUGCAGUUGCAGCUAGUGAGCCUUUCUCAAACAGAGAGAAGUCCUUCCUUAAAAGUUGCUGUUCAGCAGCAGGAGACCGUUAAAAUUAAUUUGGGGGCAUUUUUAACAUGUCAUUUCUUCAGCUACCGCAGAAUUGCGGGUUCUGCUUUUGUUUUGCGAGAGAGCCACUGAAAUUUGUUCGCCUCUCCCUGGAGUCGGUGCCAAGCCAUUUAUUCAAGGAGGAACAGCUCCAACGUCUAACUCCCGGCUGCAGGAAUUCACGAGUCCCGCUGCCGACUGCAAACCCGCUCCCCUGGUGUUGGAUUUUGCUGUAGGUAGCAACCUCCCUCUCACCCCGGAUGGGUGACUGGAGGUUUUGGGUGGGUUGUGGUUGUCCGCUAAGCGUGUAAUUUAUUUUUCAAAGGAACAAUAAACACCUUGAAGACACUGGUUAAACAGUCACAGAGAACGUAGGCACAGAGGGGAGAAGUGAAUGCCUCGAACCCACAUGAAAUGGGAAGGAAUGAAGUUAUGCCUGAGUACCGGCCGUUGGUGUUCUCUUGCUUGAAGCUAUACGUAAAGCGAUGACGGCAGGGGUUUAUUUGUAGUGGGGCUGUGGUUUUAGCUGCUUUACAAUGUAAACAAUCUAUUUUUAAAUCUUAAAUCUUACAUGAAGUUGUUUUUAAGGAAGGAAAAGCUGUGCUAACUGGACUACCAGAAGCAAAGCUUGCCAUAAUCGUGUUUGACCUCCUGCGUGGUACAGGAGAUUGGAUUUCACCCAGAAUUUCAUCGUUGGGCCCGAUAACGUUGAGCCGAGUGGCUGUCUUUUAAUUUGAAGAUCUCAAAUGAUGGACCAUCAGUACAGUUUGUGGGAACCAGCCAACUGUCCCCCUUCAAAACAGCUUUGCCUUCUGCUUUUUUCUUAUUUUGUUUUAAACGCAUUUUGUCUUUGUCUUGUAUUUGUUAUCUCAGGCCCAGAUCCUCUUCUGGGCAGCUCCACUGGCUGCGAUGCGUGCAGGUGGUGUUCAAGUUAUCUCCGGAUCUUUCUUUGGCUUAAGUAGAUUCAGAUGAGCCGGGUUUUCCAGGCUGGAUCAUCUCUUGUCAUUCCUUGAAUCCUUUCCAGCAGCCCAGCUUAUCGCUGGAGGAUCUCACAGGCCCUGGUAGAUGGGAGCAACUUUCAGUUGACAUUUAUAAGCUGGAAAAAAUAAACUCUUCAGUGACAAAGAACAGAUUGAUUUGUUUGACUCCUUCUUGGAUGUAUUGUGGGGCUGCAGGUGAGGAGUGUCUCUGGGAGGAGAGCAUCACGUGGAGCAAACCCUCUUGCAGAGCCGCUCUCUUCGGCCAGGGUAUUUGUAGAGUGGUGUCGGGCUGGUAGGAAUCUGGCUUGCUUUGCAUGUGCAGGACAAGUGCCUUUACUGUCCGGUGGUUUCUGCAGCCGUGCUGUGAGUCUGUAAUACCCUGUUCUGGUCGUCUUGGCAUACCUGGGUCAUCCACCGCUCAUUGCAUGGGUGCAAGAUGGUUCCCAGCGGGAGCUGGGAGCGAGCCGGCAGGUUAUCCUGGUGAGGCAGAAACAGCUGCUGGCCAGGAACUCAUUGCAGAAGGACAGACUUGCUAAACUUGAAUAUUAAAUCUCCGUUUGGGAGAUUGGUGACCGUGAAAUCUUAGUUUGGGAGCGCGCAGUUUUUCCCUCUCAUCCUCCUUGACUAUGGAGGACUUGGGGAGGUGUUAAAAAUCCUCCUUCUGACUUUUGUCAUUUGCCCUUAGCCAGCACAUGCAGGCAGGUGGAAAUUUUGGGCAUCCCGUUGGCACCGGUUAUUGCAGGGGCUGCUUUGACAUCAGAGAAUAGUGCCAGUGAUGCAGGAGGUGUUGGAUGGUUGAUUGUGGAUUUUUAUUUAUUUUAGAAGUGGCUGGAUGCACCCGAAUGAAGCUGGGUGUGAGAGCAUACAGCUUUGAGCGCUGGUUUGGGGGCAGAUUUGCUUUCAUUACUCUUCCUGGCUAUGCUCCAUCCUGCUGAGUGUAUGAAUUUGGGAGCCAAGUAGAUGCUGUUUGGCAGACUGCUGUGGUCUCACCAGUUACCAACCCUUGCCCACUGGUCCUGUGAAAAUCGGAGUUAAAGCCAUCUUUGGUAUUUCACUUCCAGCUUUUCCCGUGGAUUUAGGUAUUGCUCUCCACUGAUGAAGUUUUCUCAAUGCAGCUGAAGGCCAGUGGCAUGGACCUUCCUCUAGAGACACCCGGCCCCAGGACAGGCAGCAAUGCGCUGCUAGGAUGUGUUGCAUGUAAUGUUUUUUUAGCUUUCUGAACUACACAAGAGGUUUCCCCUGUGUUGCCACCUGCGUUGAUGCCGCUUGUUUUGGAGAGGAGCGUUUUCUCUCCCACCUGAGGGAGGGUUUGUGCUGCUCUUCAUCUUCUAGAGGGGCUCAUGGCCUCGCUCCGCUUGUUCAUUUGAGAGCAAGAACCAGCAGGGAUUUAGUCUGCGUGGUGUGUCUUGCCUUCCUGAUAGCAGAGGUGUGACCUCUCAAGUACGUCUUGGGCCUUUUUGGUCCAGGCUGCUCUGCUUUGGCCUUUCCUUGAAAGGCAGGCUUUGCAGGUGGCCUGGAGAUGUGUGUCCCCAUCAUAGUGGAUGUAUGAAGCUUCAAGUUUGCUUUUAGGAACAAUUGUGUUUCUGAAGGGAAGACAAGUCCACUCAAGCAUGGCCUUCAUUGCUCUGAAGUAAGUAGCGAUGGGUUUUAAGCACUGUUUUUGACCAGGACUAGGUUGAACCUUACUCACAUGUCUCUGCAAGCCAAGCUCUGUCUGUAGGACACAUCCAUUGUAUCGAAACUCCUCACAGAGCCAAAAGUCUCUGGCUGUGGUGGGUAUGGGCACGGCAGAGGGUUUUGCUGGUCUGCCUUCUCAAGCUCUAACUUGUUACUCUUCUUUUUCUCCAGUGCCGUCUUAAACCAGGAGCUUGGCACGUCGGGAGAUGGAGGUGCCUGGCCAUCUGCCUUUCUGCAGGCAAUACUGGAGAGUUUCUCCUCUCUAGAUGUCUAGCCCGAUUAGCAUCAAAUCCCUGAGAAGGAUAGGAAUAAUUUUAUUUUCAGCACUCUAAUAGCAGCAGAGAUGGAGCAUCUUCACAGGUGGCUAUUUUGAGACGCGAGGUGUUCAUUGUGUCUCGGCACCGCAUGUCGCUGCGUGACUUCCUCACCCAGCCGGGCCACAGCUCGUUACACCCCGGCUUCGUUCUCUCUUGGUCAAGGGCAAAGUCCUGCCUUAUCUAGACUGACCUCUGCAAUUGGCUGUAGUGCUUCUGUAAAUAAUUCCUGCCCAGGCAAGUCUUUUUUGUUUUUAAUAUAUUGUGAUUUAGAAAUUGGCAGCAGUGGAAAAUCCGCUGUGAUUUUUGUUAGAUUCUAGCUCUGGCUAACGAAUCCAACUUAAAACCAUGUGCCUUACCUGCCUCGACUCACAUCCCUUAUCUGCGUCUUCUAGGGUGACUUUGCUUCUUCAAAUCAUUGUCCAAAGCGAUCUCUGGUUCCUGUCUCGAUCAGGCGAUCGGCUUGUCUGUGUUCCCUCUCAACACCCUUCUCCCCUUGGGACGUCCCCAUCGCUUUCCUUGUGCCGUACCGGAGACCUUCAGGAAGCCCCUGUGUGUGCGGGCACGUCAGGUUACGGCUGAGGCUUCGCUCUGGUACAAAACGUGAUUUAUUUUGACUGCCACGAUCUGGCAGAUGCACAGCCUUUGCAGACAGGUCCGCGGCAGCUCCUGCAGUGCGCGCCUGCAAAGUUUUAUGGGCAGGUUUGCACGAGGCUGCUGGUGUUUCGCAGAGGGGUGUUACAAAUUGGCAUCUCAUGCUGGAGACACGUUGAAGCCGUCAGCUACCUUUCUGCAGCGGUGUAUGGCGCUCUCAGGAGUUUAAGGCACUCUUUCUUCUCCUUUUAUUCUGGAUAGACCACAGAAAUAGGGCUCCUUGUCGCAAUAUCCCAUGGAAGUCUCGUGUUUUCCUGCCUUGCACGCAUCUUUUAACCUAAAAGUUCGCGAGCUGGCAAGUUGAGCAGAGCUAUCAGGCUACUGUAGACAGUUCUGUUUCCUUGUGCUGCCACCAGCCAGCUCGGGAAUGAAGAUUUCAAGAGCUUUCACUGCGCCGCUCAUCCCUACAACCGCUCCAGGCUUCAAAAGCCAUUUCUUUUGUGUCAGUGUAGUUUCAUCUCAUGUUGCUUGUGAGUAUCCUGGCACGACAAGGAAGGAGGCUAUUUGAUACUGCCGUUCUUAAUUCAGGAUGUAAAGACAAGAGCUCCUCUCGCAUUAAGUAAAAGAUCCUCUUUGGAGCUGAACGUUGUGCUAAGUGGUGCUCUGUGCCAUCGGGAUCCCUUCUAGGUCAGCUGCUUUCAUUUAAUAGACUUAAAUAGAUGAACAUGGACACACCUGUAGGCCACCUAACUGCUCUGCAGAGCCUGUAGCAUCUCGCCAAGUAAGUGUACGUCUCAGAUCAGCGAUCUGGAGUUUCUUGUGUUGGACCAUCUCUGGGGUUAUCUGUAAAAAGCUCGCUGUAGUGUGGUUCUCCCUCAUCUUAUUUUUUGCUGGGGGGGAGGACUGUGUCUACAGCCUUCCUCAAAGUCGCUUCCUAAGGCUUUUCUGACCAGCGUUUCUGCUCAUCAGUGCUGCAGUUCCUGCAGAGCGAUCGGUUCCCCUAUGGUUUCACUUGUAGAAAAGAUGAGGGCUCGUGAGUUAGAAAAGGUGAGAAAAUCCACACUGAGCUUUUUGACUGUCUCUUCCUUUGGAUUUCGUGAUUAUAAAUUAAGCGGGGAUAAUCUGUC
Messenger RNA from Phalacrocorax carbo (great cormorant), 6971 nucleotides. NCBI's taxonomy places the organism in Eukaryota, Metazoa, Chordata, Aves, Suliformes, Phalacrocoracidae. The record is from RefSeq and is a predicted model, not a curated record.